Molecule: messenger RNA, 2569 nt
Organism: Phymastichus coffea
Lineage: Eukaryota; Metazoa; Arthropoda; Insecta; Hymenoptera; Eulophidae
Exons: 3
Coding region: 71-2398 (775 amino acids)
Biological process (GO): proteasome-mediated ubiquitin-dependent protein catabolic process; regulation of proteolysis
Cellular component (GO): cytoplasm
Molecular function (GO): ubiquitin protein ligase binding
Source: RefSeq, a predicted model, not a curated record
GUCCAAGAAUCGAAUUAAAUUUAUGAUAUCGUAUAAUAUUCGCAAUCCAGUAUUGUAACGACUCGCGCAGAUGAUAGUAGAGGCACUUGAUUAUUGUAUUAUAUUGCUCAGUGAAUGUAUCGUAGGUAGCGCUGUCGGACAAACGACGGAUUUUGCAAAAAUGAGUAUAUUUAGUGAAUGCUCGACAGAAUCAAAAGCAACCUACAAAUGGACGAUUCCGAACUUUCGCUCGGCCUGUCAACAAACGGGAGAAAAAUUGAGCUCCGCGAUCAUUUCGAUUGCAAAUACAAAUUGGCUGCUCGAUUUGUACCCCAGAGGAAUCAGCGAAGAGUACAGUCAGUAUAUGUCGCUUUAUUUGAGACUAAAAAGUGGCCGACAGGCCAGAAUUAAGUUUCAGCUGUCGAUUCUUGAUCGCAAUAAGAGGCAUUACGCAGCGUUCGAAGGCACGUAUAAGUAUCAGAAGACAACCAGCCUCGUUUGCGGCAAAAGUGAUUUCAUCAAGCAAAAGGAAUUGAAACGCUAUAAAAGUUUACUUCUGCCCAAUGACACACUGACGAUUUGUUGUGAAAUAUCGCCCGAAUUCACUGCCAAAGAGAAAGGAUCAAGGGGCAGUAGGAAACGCAAAAGAUCGCGUUGCGAAUCGGAGCCCGAGUCCGACAAUGCGGAUGGCAACAUGUACGAAAUGUACUUUGAUAACAAGCAGUAUAGCGACGUUAUAUUCCUCAGCUCAGACAGCAAAUGUAUAAAUGCUCACAAAGUAGUUUUGAUCAGUAAGAGCGACGUGUUCGCAAAUCUGUUCUCGAUGGAUAUACCGGUUCUAUCGCCGGACAUUGUCAAUGUCAAAGACAUCGAUUACGAGGUUUUAUACGAAGCGAUUCGAUUCGUUUAUACGGGCAAAUUGAAUAUCAUUGAAAAAUACGCCAUGAAACUUUUGAAUCUAGCAGAUAGAUUCAAGCUCGUCGGUUUGAAAAUACGGUGCGAACAAUUCUUAAGCAACAAUCUGUCUGUUGCGAAUGCAGUCGAGCUGUAUUUAACGGCGGAAGAUUACGAUCUUACUGAUUUGAAGAAAGAAGUUAAGCACUUUAUCGCUUUGAAUAUAAGAGAUUUUAUUGAUUUGCCUGACUUUCAGAAACUGAGCAAAUUGUAUCCGAAAGUUGUUGUCGAAAUUGUUCAACUAACAAUGAUCAAACUGCCAAGAUCGUACGUAAAUACGUUCGUUACUUGGUCGCGUUCCACAACCGAAUUUUCCGAUUCACAAAUGUCAGCUGUCAAAAGUAAAUUAACGACAGUUAAUCACAGCAAAAAUAUGAGUUCAGAAGUGCGAGGAAAAGCGCUGUGUAUGCAAUCGUGCUACAGGUGGGACUUGUCGGCUUCGAUUCUUGAAAGCAAAAGGGUCGGUGAGAAGAUUAUUUCUCCAGUGAUUCCAAUUCAUUACUACGACUUCCAGAUUGAGCUGUACCCCAAAGGCGUCAGCAAAAAAUUCAAAAAGUACAUGUCAAUUUUUUUGAAACUAUUGAGUGGAUACAUAAAAGUAAAAUUCAAUCUGUCGAUCUUGAAUACCCACAACAAGAAACGCGCGCUACUCGAGUGCAGCGAAGUAUUUGACGUUCACACUGGAUUCGUUCACGGUGCCGCGGACUUUAUCCAACAAAAUGAAUUGUUGAACGACGAUUUAUUCACAGACAAUGGUGUGUUGAGAAUUUGGUGUGAAGUCAGCUUUGGUAUUGCUUUUUACGAGAUGCCAGUGUUCGACAAUGGUUCGUCAAGAAAGAGGCCACGUCUUCAAUCAAGCGAGUCUUCGUUGAACUCGUCUUCAAGUAUCGCGAACUGCAAUCCUUUCGAAAAAUAUUUCGACAACGAUCAACGUAGCGACGUUCAAUUUAUUUUUUCGGAUGGCAGAUGUAUUCACGCUCAUAUGAUGAUUUUGGAGCACAAGACUGAGGCUUUCUCGAACUUGUUUCAAGAGGAUGUAUCAGUUUCAUCGCCGGGUAUCGUCAACAUGAAGGACAUCGAAUAUGAAGUCAUGUACGAGGUGCUUCGAUUCAUCUACACCGACAAAGUAGAAAAUCUCGACGGUUUUGCCUUGAAGUUAUUAGAACCAGCAAUGAGAUUUAUGCUCGACGAUUUAAAAGCACUUUGCGAGAAGCAUCUAACCGAGAAAUUGUCGGUCGAGGACGUAAUCGAUUUGUUGAUUUUGGCGGAAGAUUGCCAUCUUUGCAUACUGAAAAAGGAAGCAAAACAGUUUAUUGCUGCUAAUAUAAGGGAAAUUGUUCACCUACCACAAUUUGAGACUGUAAUCACUGAACGUCCGGACGUCGCUCUUCAAAUUAUCCGCUGCAAUAUUAGUAAGCAGUCCGUCCAUGAUCCCAUAAACGGUCAAUGGAAACAUUUGAAUUAGGCUUUAUAAAUAAAUUGUAAUUACACAUUAUUUUUGACUGGUGUAUGUGUUGUUGACACGUGUUGCACUUAUUAAUUCUACUUCGGCUUAUUGUUUGUAAUGUUUGUAUUUGAGCCAUAUCAUAUUGUUGUCGAAUAUUUUGUCAUUUAUAAAUAUAUUAAAGUAUAUAUA